Molecule: messenger RNA, 2757 nt
Organism: Aspergillus affinis
Lineage: Eukaryota; Fungi; Ascomycota; Eurotiomycetes; Eurotiales; Aspergillaceae
Product: fungal specific transcription factor domain-containing protein
Exons: 2
Biological process (GO): positive regulation of transcription by RNA polymerase II
Cellular component (GO): nucleus
Molecular function (GO): DNA-binding transcription factor activity; transcription cis-regulatory region binding
Source: RefSeq, a predicted model, not a curated record
AAGAUGACGAAAAAGUCGGUGAAAUUGAGGUUUUCGGGCGUCAGGUGGGGACGGGCGUCAGGUGAUCAACUACGGUACCUGAAGUAGAACUACUCUUGGAGAGCACUUUCCAAUCGAGAACUCCAUGGGAUUGUAUGAAGUAUAUCGCCAUGUCAACAAUGUCAUCAUUCCCGAUAAGAUAAGAAACGCGGGGUGUCUCUCGCUUAACCAGGAAGGCACUUCCGGUCAGGUGACUCUGCGGGGUCUUCGUGGCAAGUGGUUCCGGCCUGGACACGCCUCUUUUCUUCUCCAUCGAGCAACAAUUUCCUCGCCCCGCGUUUCCUUUCAUUUCAUCGUGUCAAUGUCUCUGUCUAUACUAUAUCGUCGAUAUACGAUACUAUCGGUUGUUCUUUGGUGAAUGCGGUGUCGAACAUGACAGGAAACCGUCAACCCGCUCCAAGAACGCGUCGCUCCCAUACGCUGGGAGGCUGCAACACCUGCCGACGACGCCAUGUCAAGUGUGACCAGAAACGGCCCUCUUGUCAGAUGUGUAAGGUCACGGGCAUGGAAUGUGAGGGGUUCUCUGAUGAAAUCCGGUGGAUGCCCAGUAGGAAACAGCAGCCCCAUCGAAAUACUAGGUCCCGCGGUGUGAAUAAGCAUGGGGCACGGCGUCACCUUUAUACCGGUAGCUCUCUCCUUUCAUUCUCCGUUGAUUGAUUGCAUCAUACUCGAACUAUUCUUACUCAUCAUUUAGAGCAGUCUAGGCUGUCCAUGAGCGAUGCCUUAGGUGCCGACCUCGUUUCAGGUUCUAUCGACGCCUCCCUGGCGGAGAUCGAUGUCAAAUCGCGGGACCCUGAAAGACCAAUUAGAGAGGAUAUUGUCGUUGGUCCUUUCUCAGUCCUUGACCUUGGACCUGCUCCCGGGGAAACCUCACAGCCCCCGCAAAACCCUGUCGUUGAAAUGGCUGAUGAACUCUCGACCGAAGUUCUUCCAACUGAGGAUCUGAGCGCCAUAUCUCUGACCCGGAUGGAUACUCUACCCGAUCUAAAUGACUUUCUGCAAUGGUCUGACCUUUUCAUGUUGGGCUCAGAGCUUCCAGGAUCAUUCUUUCUGGACCAUUUCAGCGCAACUGAAGGGCCUUCGAUUCUCUGGGAUACUGGAGCUAUUGGCGCAGAGCCUGAGAGCCUGACGUAUCACACACCUCCCUACUCUGGCGAUGACUUGGUGCCGGCGACUCAAGAGGCCACAGUUGAACAACCAAGAAAUGAAAUGUGGUCCUUAACACCUUGCCCAACGCCCGUAGACCUAAAUGGUCUCUCAGUAGGGGUGCCAUCGGACACACCUUUUUUGUUGAGACACUUUCAGGACCAGGUGAUACCCAGGAUUAUGGCAUUCCCGCUGAUCGAGAAACCGCCCUGGAAGCUUUUGAAUGUUCCGUCUGCCCUGGUGACGUAUACCGACCUGACCUUCAUGGGGUCCCAAAGUGUCAGUCAUGCGCGACAGGCAAACCUAUAUUGUCUCCUUGCCUGCUCUGCCAUGCACCUGUCAUUGAACCCAUCAUUUGGCAUCGUUGGCUCUGCCGAGCAUUGGAAACAAUUGACCGAUCGCACUUAUCAUCUAGCCAAAGACCACAUGCAGCGCUCGUUGAAGGAGGAAACAUGUGAACUGAAAAAGGCAAAAUACAAGGACCAGUUAAUGGCCAUUUGUGUCUUGACAGAAUUUGCAGUUCUUUCCGGCCAGCAACAGGAUGCUCGGUGUUACAUGGUCGACGCGGAACGCUUAUUACGCCUCCGCGGACUACCAAAACGCAACAUCUCCCAAAAGGCUCGAUUACUGCACCAUGUAUAUACGUGGCUCAGAAUCGUGGGUGAGAGCACGUACGCCCUUCACGACUAUACUCCGCACGAAUCCAUCGUGCAGAACAUCAAUCGGCAUUCCCGUUCUGAAAGAAUCGCUUCAAAUAGCCAACCAGAUGCGGGAGGGCAGAAUGAUUUGCGCCUUGAUGAUUUUCUUCGUAUUUAUCCGAAGCCGUCAGACAGUGACCUGAACAUCGACGAGCCCAAAGAUGACGAAAUUGGUCUACACGAUAUUCAUCUGUUAGACUCUCGGGAGUUUUCUGGAACUCUCUAUCGACAGGUCUAUGGCAUCCCAGAAACUUGGUUGAGUCUAGUCUCACAAACGACCCGACUUGCCAAUGUCAUGAAAACCCUUGAAGUUUUCCGUAGCACGUCGGAAGAUAAAGAGGGUGCCUUGGAGGCAUUGGAUGUACUUCAGCGACGCAGCGCCCGCCUCGAGAAUAUGAUCUGCUCCUUCAAACAUAGCAGAGCCAGCAAGAAUUCGACGGAUCAGCCCGACAUCUCCGCUGCACCACACAACCAUUUCAUAAGGGCCUUGAACUCGGCCUUGGUCAUAUUCUUUUAUCGGCGCGUGCGUCAGGUGCACCCCUCCAUCUUAGAAGGCCACAUAGACGAUGUAAUCACUGCCCUACAGGAUUUCAAUGCCUCUUUAGCCGAAGGCAGUCAGACGGGCCCUGGUACCGUGUGGCCUUUGUUCAUUGCGGGGUGCGAAGCCAUGACGUCUGCCCGGAGAGAGUCUAUAUUAGGCCUUCUUGAGGCUGGAGAAGCAAAGUGUCAGUUCGCGCCCUUCAGAACUGCCAGGAAAGUGAUGGUGGAAGUAUGGAACUGCCAAGACGAUGGUUCGUCUUGGUCUCAGCGCGAUUCUAUACCUACGUGGCUCGACGUGGUCAAGCGCCGACGGAUCUGGCCCAUGCUUUGCUAG